Messenger RNA from Lactuca sativa (garden lettuce), 2175 nucleotides. Its product is annotated as zinc finger CCCH domain-containing protein 48. Gene Ontology annotation, molecular function: metal ion binding; protein binding. The record is from RefSeq and is a predicted model, not a curated record. Lineage: Eukaryota; Viridiplantae; Streptophyta; Magnoliopsida; Asterales; Asteraceae.
CAAGGAACGCUCGACCAUUGCCUAUAUAAAGAAAAAGCAAAGCAACAAAUCCUCAAUUCGAUUCCUCACCCUCAAUAUCCGAAUCCUGAUCAUAAACCUUGCGUUUUAAUUAAUCUGAUCAAUCGAAAGCUUUCACAAAUUGACUCAGCAAUUUCGGGACACGAUCAAUCAACAGGUUUGAUAGUUUAUUGUGACUACGAUCGAUAUUCUUCUAGAUCUUUGUUACCGUAGGAGUUUAUGCCGUUGUAGUAUAUAUGUAUCUCGAUCAAAUCAUCGGUGAAAGUUUGUUAACGGGAUUGCAACAGAUGAUUGGAUCUGAUUUUUACGAUUCUAGCCGGUGGUUGGAUAGAUAUAGGAUUAGGGUUUUUAUGCUUUUUUAGGGAAUUUGUUUAUUUGCGUGUUAUUUGUUGUUUCUUGGUUAUGGAUUGGGUUGGUAGGCGUUAGGAUCGUCAUUAGAUGAUAUAACUAGUUCUACAAGUAGAACACAUUCAUGGAAGUUUUUGAUCACCGAUGGGCCUGAACGGUUUUCUGGAACGUAUAUGGAUUCUGCCAUUGUUGUCCGAGGACCUGAAGGAUGCACUGAUCAACAGUUUUCCUACUCGUUCUGCAUGACUUUUGGGGUUUAUGAUCGUGGAAAGGAAUCAGGGAUCUUUCGUUAUGGUUUUCUUUGAGAAGGAAUCUGUUGGAAAGCAACUAAUCAUGGAUGUGUAUGUAUUUUAUUUAGUAUGGCAACGGAAGCAGCUAAAAGAUUUUCAGUGAAGACGGACACAUCGGUUUUCAAGAGGCUUGGAAGAGGAAAUCAAGAAAAUAUCACUAGAAGUCAUCAAGUGAAAAAUCUGGUCUGCAAGUAUUGGUUGGAAGGAAGAUGCACAAGAAAUCCUUGCAAAUUUAAGCAUCCGGAUCAAGCAAUCAGUAUAUCAAAAUAUGCUUGGAAGAAUCCAAAUACAUUGAAGUCAGAGAAUUCACCUCCCAUUGAGAAGCCCCGAACAAAAUUUUCGAAGAACAAAGAGAACUCCAACCUAAAUCAGAAUGUUCACAAGUCCCAACAGAAAUUGUUGACAAAUGAAGUAAACCCUGGUCAAACUAAAAGCAUCCCCAAGAAAAACAGCGAGAACUUGCAUCCGGGGUUCUAUGGUAAGGGACUCUCAAUGGUGACCCGUUUAGAAGGGCAUACAAAGGCUAUAACCGGGAUUGCUUUGCCAUCUGGAUCCAACAAGCUCUUUUGUAGUAGCAAGGACAAAUCUUUACGAGUUUGGGAUUGUAAUAGUGGACAGUGUGGAGCAGUUUUUGCCUUUGAUGACGAAUGUGGGACUUUAGUCAACGAAGGUCAAUGGAUUUUUGUUGGUCUACGAGAUAUGAUUAAAGCUUGGAACCUCAACACACAACAUGAAGUAAUUAUUCGAGGAAGCGGUGGACAAGUUAAUGCAAUUACGAUGUUUGAAGACGUUCUUUUCGCUGGAAUGGAGGAUGGUACCAUUUUGUCAUGGAAAUCAACUUCAGAAACGAGUUUCUCUGCAGUGGCAACAUCUUUGAAAGGCCACACAGGACCUGUACUUUCCCUUGUUGUUGGAGCUAAAAGGCUCUAUUCUGGUUCUGCUGACAAUACCAUACGAGUAUGGGAUGCUGAAACCCUAGAGUGUAUUCAGGUUUUAAGUGGACAUUCGGGUGAUGUGACAACAGUUCUUUGUUGGGAUCAGUAUUUAUUGUCGGGUUCCUUGGACAAAAAGAUCAAGGUUUGGGGUGAAACCGAAAAUGGAAAAAUUGAGGAGGUUUAUCAACACAAUGUAGAUGAUGAUGUUGUUGCUUUUUGUGGGAUGCAUGAUGCAGAAGGAAAGCCAAUCUUGCUAUGUUCGUGCAGAGACAAUGGUGUUUGUUUAUAUGAUCUGCCAUCGUUUGUGGAAAGAGGCAGAGUUGUUUCAGGAAGAGACAUUCAAGCAAUCCACGUGGGUCCCGAUGGUUUGUUUUUUACUGGUGAUGAAGCAGGGUUGAUCUCAGUUUGGAAGCUAACUCUAACUGGAGGAGGAGAAUCAUAUUAUCCAAAUCUUGUUAAUGACAAACGUCAAUAAGUUGGUUUUUGUAUUGUUUGGAUGACCAUGGUGACCCUCCCCUUGAAGGAGUAAAUUGUAAAUUAACAUUUAACAUUUAUUUGAAUGAAUACAAGUUUAUUUUAUUUUA